Harpegnathos saltator (Jerdon's jumping ant) is the source of this 2508-nucleotide messenger RNA. Its product is annotated as NAD kinase 2, mitochondrial. Gene Ontology annotation, molecular function: NAD+ kinase activity. The coding region runs from base 186 to 1427 and encodes 413 amino acids. The transcript has 6 exons. Gene Ontology annotation, cellular component: mitochondrion. The record is from RefSeq and is a predicted model, not a curated record. Gene Ontology annotation, biological process: NADP+ biosynthetic process; NAD+ metabolic process. Lineage: Eukaryota; Metazoa; Arthropoda; Insecta; Hymenoptera; Formicidae.
UGCAAUACAUGCACGGUGUAGCGAGUCUAGCAGUAUGCAGCGCGCGAUCGCCGACAGUUUCGGCUAGCUGGUGCGUGUGUGUGUGGUGUUGAUUUUUAUCAGCUUCAAGGCGCUUCGAGACUUUCAUUCCGACUCGUUACCCGCGUCAAUUCGACGUUACGCACGGACGCUUCGAUCAACAUGAGAUGCGGUCCCUCGGCUAUCUUCGCAGGUCAACCACCAACACUCUGCAACUCCUGCAGUCACAUUCCGCGUCCGGGCGCAAAGGCCCGCGUGUUUUCACCAGGAGUGAGUCGAGCUUUGUGCCUAGGAAGGUGCUCAUUGUGACGAAACUGUCUCGAUACUACUUCGAGAAAAUGCGAAAGUCCGAACUCAACGAGAACCAGCUGAAGCUGAGGCUGCUGGAAAGUGGCUACGAUUACAAUGCCAUGCUCGCGAGUCACACGGCCACCAAGGCCGUGGAGUGUCAAGUGACCGAGAUCUUGCGGCAGAUGAAUGUGGAAUAUAAGAUAGUAAAUAGGACGAACCUAGACCAAUCGCUCUUUACAUGGGCGGACCUGAUAGUGCCGAUCGGCGGCGACGGAACGUUCCUUCUGGCCUCGAACUUGAUAUUUAACAGCGAGAAACCGAUAAUGGGCAUCAAUUCGUAUCCCGAAAAGUCCGAGGGUUAUCUCAUGUUGUCUGCGAAGUACACGAGGAACGUACCGGAGAUCUUCAAGAUGUUAAAGGCCGGAAAUUACAACACACUCAUGCGACGGAGGAUCCGCAUUACUCUGAUGGGAAAGGAUAUCUGGGCGGAUCCUUUUCACCUGCAUGAGAAAGGGCGUAUUGUCGGUGCCGAUAAGGUCUUUGCGGAGCAAAAACCAGAAAACUGCGAGCACAACGAGUUACCGCAGGAGAGACAUCUACCCUGGUUGGCGCUCAAUGAAGUUUUCAUGGGUGAGACGUUGUCGGCGAGAACAAGCUCCUUGCUCAUGAAGUUGGAUAAUAAAGAGAACUAUCACAAAGUAAAAGGCUCUGGUUUGUGCGUAAGCACCGGUACGGGAUCGACGUCUUGGUACAGAUCCAUGCACAGCCUGAGUCACCAAACCGUGCGUGAGAUAUUGAAGCUCGUGGACACCGAGCGACAAUUCAGCAACGAUGAAGUCGACAAGAUUUGCGCAACUUUUAACAGUGGCCUACGAUUUGACGCUGAGGAGCUCAAACUGUGUUAUUCUAUAAGAGACAUGAUAGUGACUAAUGCAGUGCCAGUGCCAAAGCUAAUGCAUCCUCGAGGUUUCUGCACGAAAAUCACCGUAAGAUCACAGUGUCACGAUGCAUCUCUGGUUAUCGACGGUGGUAUAGCAGUCCCCUUCGUUUACGGCACCAUCGCGAAAGUGGAGAUCUUCCCCGAGGACUCCCUGCAAACAAUUACGCUCCCCGACUGAACAGGAACAGUUUCAUCAGUGACUUUUAGAACAGGUCAAGCAGUGUUUUACGAUAGCUGCGAUUAGGUGAAAUAAGGAGAAUAAUCAGUCCAUCGCGAUGGGAAUGAAUAGAAACAUUCCCGUAGUGAUUAUAAAAUAUGAUGGGCUGAAAUCCGAAUUUAUAUAUAUAUAUACCAAAAGAAAAAGGUAUGAAAGAUUCUCGUGGUGGAUAAUCGGUAAGAAUAUAAGUCUAUUGAAAUAUGAGAAACGCGCAACUAAAGAUGAAUACAAAUUUUUUUUUAGUAAUUAGCUAUCAAGUGGAUGGUAAGUCAUUCGCGAUGCUGAAGAGUACUAUAGUAUUUCACAUGUGUUGAAAAUCUGACAAAUUGGUUCGACACACAAUACAUAAUACUCUACACUGUUGUGUUCCCAUUCAGAUUUAUCUAUAUCCCACAUUCAUAAAAACGGCUUUUAUCGGCCUUCUAUUUUUACUGGUUUUAUGAAAAAAUUCUUUUUAAAUACGUUUAGUAGAGAGAGAGAGAGAGAGAGAGAGAGAGAGGAGGUGGGAGGGGAUAACAAAUAAAGUUUUUUGACAACGAUAGUUACAAGUAUGCAUAAGAAAAAGAUGAGAAAAAAUAUAAGUUAAAAUUAGUAUUUACGUUGUAUUCAUCCUGGCUUUCAUAGAAUAUAUAAGAAGUAAAUGUGUAAAGGCCUAAUAUAUCUACUUAAUUUAAAGUAGAAAGAAAACUGCUAUAUUAUCAUGAUCUCGCAUUUUAAAAUGAUUGACAUUUGAUAUAUAUGCGUAACAUUAAUGUAAAAUCCUAUAUUAAGAAGUUUUUCUGCAUUUUUGUAUUACUUACUGAAUAUUGAACAAAAAUAUAUACAUAGAUUGGAAAGUCCGAAAUAUUUUAGAAUCAUUGAUUAUAUUACGAUCCUUCGACUGUACGCGUCAUUGUGAACGGACUUAUUUUAGAAUCGCGUUUAUAUACACAUUGUCAUGUUUAUAAUAAUUGAAAAAGUUCUCUUGCCCUGUCUGUAUCAUAUAAAUUUGUUAAAUUUUCUGAAAUUAUCAACGCUUUAUUAGAUAUAUGCUUUAGAUAUA